Molecule: messenger RNA, 960 nt
Organism: Sceloporus undulatus (fence lizard)
Lineage: Eukaryota; Metazoa; Chordata; Lepidosauria; Squamata; Phrynosomatidae
Gene: MC2R
Product: melanocortin 2 receptor
Exons: 1
Coding region: 1-960 (319 amino acids)
Biological process (GO): G protein-coupled receptor signaling pathway
Cellular component (GO): membrane
Molecular function (GO): corticotropin receptor activity
Source: RefSeq, a predicted model, not a curated record
AUGCGGACUGACAGAGCUUCUGAAAUAAUAAGGCCCCUGGGGCAGACAAGCAUUCAUUCAUUUGAAAACAACAGUGAGAUUUCAGUGAACACCUCUGACUGUACACCAGUAGUUGUGCCAGAAGAAAUCUUCUUCACCAUUGCUACUCUAGGAAUACUGGAAAAUCUGCUCGUGCUUAUAGCAGUGGGGAGGAAUAAGAAUCUGCAUUCCCCCAUGUAUAUUUUUAUUUGUAGCUUAGCAGUUUCAGAUAUGCUAGGAAGCCUCUACAAGGCUGUAGAGAACAUCUUCUACAUCAUCUUUUGCAAAAUGCAAUACGUAAAAUGUCGAGAAAAAUUGGCAAAGACAAUGGAUGACAUUAUUGAUUUCAUGUUUAUUUUAUCACUGCUGGGGUCUAUUUUUAGCCUGUCAGCCAUUGCAGCUGAUCGAUAUAUAACUAUCUUCUAUGCACUCCGGUACCAUAACAUUAUGACACUGAAACGGGCUUUAAUGGUGCUGAUGUUAAUUUGGGCAUUCUGCACUGGAAGUGGCAUAGCUAUGGUCCUUUUCUCCUAUGAAGCAGUGACAGUGGUGUCCUUUACUGUUCUGUUCUGUUUUAUGCUCAUUUUGAUCCUUUGCCUUUAUAUCCAUAUGUUCCUGCUUGCACGCUCUCAUGCCAAAAAGAUUGCUUUGAUGCCUACAAGCUCUAUUCACCAGAGAGCUAACAUGAAAGGAGCUAUUACUUUAACUGUUUUAGUUGGUGUUUUUCUCUGCUGCUGGUCUCCCUUUGUCCUUCAUAUGCUUCUAAUGACCUUUUGCCCACAAAACCCUUACUGCAUUUGCUAUGGAUCCAUUUUUCAUGUGCAUGGGAUGCUGAUCAUGUGCAAUGCUGUGAUUGACCCAAUGAUUUAUGCCUUUCGAAGCCCAGAGCUGAGAAGUACAUUUAAGAGGUUGUUCUGCUGCCAUAAGCCAAGCUGGACCUAA